UUGUUUUCUAGGAAGGGAACGUCACCACCCACACAGGGAGGAGGAGGAGGGCUCACUCGAGCUACAUAAACACGCCGAGCUGCUUUUCUGAUCAGAUUACAAAGGGACUGACUAGAAAAGGUUUCGGUCGAGUUCGGCGGCUCAUUUCCACCACACAGAACAAAAGAUGAACGACAUGAAGGAUGUGGAGCUCAACGAGCUGGACCCGGAGAAGCAGCCCAUGACUGGCGACGGGCAGGCUGUCGGCGGCGAGAAAAACGGCAGCGUCAAGGUGAAGGUUCCCGAGGAAGAGGUGGCGUUCACGGGCCUGUCCAAAGAAGAACUCAUGAAAGUCGCCGGCACUCCGGGAUGGGUGAGGACCCGCUGGGUGCUGCUCAUCCUCUUCUGGCUGGGCUGGGUGGGCAUGCUGGCCGGCGCCAUCGCCAUCAUCGUCCAGGCGCCGCGCUGCAAACCCAUCCCGGAGAUGAAUUGGUGGAACGAGGGACCGCUGUACCAGAUCGCCGACGUCGAGGCCUUCGCCGACGGGCUGGCAGGUGUGGAGAAAAAGCUGGACGACAUCAACAAGCUGAAGGUGAAAGGUCUGGUUCUGGGCCCGUUUCACACCGUGCAGGCGGACCAACGGAGCACCCUAAACCUGAAGGAGAUCGACCCGACUCAGGGGAGCGAGAAGGACCUCCUCGCCGUGGUGGAUAAGGCCCACAAGAAGGGUAUUUCUGUGGUGCUUGACCUGACUCCAAACUACCUGGGAGCAUCUCCGUGGUUCAGCACCAGUGACCUCAGCGACGUGAUGGACAGCGUCCAGGACGCGGCGGAGCACUGGUUCCGUCUGGGCGUGGACGGCAUCAAGAUCGCUGACCUGCCGGCGGCCGCCAAGGCUGUGGACUUAUCCCAGCUGAUGGCCGCGAUUCAGGGGAAUGCAACCGAGGAGGAGACCAAGAAAAAGAUGCUGAUGGGGGUGACCGAAGGUGUUUCAGCCGUGGAGCUCUCCCAGCUGCUCAACACCUCCAGCGUCAGUCUGGUGCUGUCGGACCUGCUAAGCGCCAAACUCGGAGGUGCGGAGCGCAUCCACGCCUUGGACACGCUGCACUCCCAGCAGAGGAACGUGGCCUGGGGUCUCGGCGCCGCCCGGCGGGAGCAGCUGUCCAAACGGGCCGCGUCUCGGGCUCUGAUCCGCCUCUACCAGCUGCUGCUCUUCACCAUGCCCGGAACGCCCGUGUUUAGCUACGGCGACGACAUUGGCCUAAAGAUGGAGGGUGAGAAGUCUCCCAAAAUGAUUUGGGACCUCGAGAAGGAAGCCGGAGCCGCCGUCAACGAGACGACAGAGGCAGAGCGCGAGGAAUACGUCGCCGUGAGGAAGUGGUUCAAAUCCCUCAGCGACCUGCGGGGUAAAGAGCGCUCCCUCCUCCACGGCGACUACUAUCCUCUCCAGUCCUCCGCCUCGUCGCUCGCUUUCCUGCGCCUGUGGGACCAGAGCGAGAGAUUUGUCACGGCGGUCAACUGGGGCAACGCGUCGGAGACGCUCCAGCUCAAGAUGGCGCCGACAGAAGGAGUCGAGUUGCCAACAUCCGCUACGGUCAAGUUGUCCACUGAUCCAGAAAUGGAGCCAGAGUCCACAGUCGACCUGGUCAAAAUCGCCCUGGGACCCGGACAAGGCGUCCUCUUGCAAUUCCCUUACAAAGGCUGAAGAUGGCGGCAAAUUGCAGAAAAGUCACCAAUAGAUUGACUUUAGGUUUGUUUGUUUGUUUGUUAGUUUUCUCCUCCCAAAGUCAGGUGGCUUGUUAAUAAGCUGCACGUUUGUUUUGGCACAUUUCUCACAGCUAAAUUUGGCGAGCGAAACCUUCAUGGAGCAAUUUUUAUUUCUUUUUUUUUUUUUUUAGCAAAUUGUUUAUUUACUUUUCAGACCUUAAGAAGCAGAUUGUUUACAAAAUAUUUGACAUUCCAUUCUUGUUUGGCUGUUUUUCUGCGAGCUAUUUGAAUGUUGUUGUUUUUAAUAGUUUUCUCGUUUUGGCUGCGAGUCUGAGAUGUUGGCACCGCCGCGCUCAGAAAAAGAGUUUUGGAAGUAAAGUCUGUCGACCAAAAUGAAUAAACAAAGUUCUGUCCUCA
This is a messenger RNA of Syngnathoides biaculeatus (alligator pipefish), 2103 nucleotides long. It is a transcript of the gene slc3a2a, whose product is annotated as solute carrier family 3 member 2a. Gene Ontology annotation, biological process: amino acid transport; carbohydrate metabolic process. The record is from RefSeq and is a predicted model, not a curated record. Bases 167 to 1684 code for a protein of 505 amino acids. The transcript is spliced from 11 exons. Lineage: Eukaryota; Metazoa; Chordata; Actinopteri; Syngnathiformes; Syngnathidae.